AUGGCAGAUCCUGCAGCAAAGAAGCCACCCGACAGACAACAACAAAAGGCGGAUUCGGCCCAGGCUUUGCCAGCAACAAUUUCAGUCGGCAAAAUGCCAGUUAUUAAACUGACUAAACAAAAGCGUCAUGGCGGCGAAUGUGCUUACUCGCGGCCCACUGCGACUGUUGCGCCCCCUUUGGUCCCUGCAGCCAAAUUAGGCGCGGGAACGGUUGCUAGUGGGGCGGGGAGUAAGCAAGAUGCCAUUCCGACCCCCUCGGGGGCGGGGGGGGGCAAAGAAAAAUUUUUCGGUGCCCCCUCUAGAAGCGACCCAAGUGGCCCCCCGAGGGUUCUGGUAGAGUCUGGGGCGGAUCCGACUCUUAUUUCGCGUAAAAAUCGCGAAUCAGAAUCAACCAAUUCCGCGCGAUCACUCAAGUCGCCUGCAGCGUUUGCCACGAUGGGAGACUCCUCUCGCGUCGUGGUAUCUGCGAAGCCAGGCGAUCUCAUUGGGGGUCUCGCGGGACAUGUGCCGGGGAGUGCGGGGCUACCUCGUGUGCCGGCAUCGGCUGCUUCGCUGCCGGCAGUCUCUGCCGAAGCGAAGAAGUCCGCUUCCGGUGCGGUGAGGCGUCCCGUCACCGACUCCGGCGUCCGCUCCGGCGCCGAUUCCGGCGUCGACUCCGGAGCUAGCGCCGGCGUUCGCUCCAGCGCGCGUGUGUCGUGGAACGACAUGGUUGAGGAAGCUCUCGCGAGAGCUCUCGGCCCUGAGGAGAUGGCCAGAGAGUUUGCCACCACUGAGACCACGAAAGUCUCAGAAAAGGCCACCUCUUUGGUCAAAACCGCACAGGACGUGCUUAGUGACAUGGAGGUAUGCUCCGCGGAGGAAUCUUUUAGUCCUCCGCUCACGAGGAAGCGCCUUCGCGUAAAACAGGGGGGUCGGCGCGGCGCCGCCACUUCGGCACCGGCCACCCCUACUACAGAUGAAGAAGCCUCCGGGCAGGUGAGGGGGAAGAGGAGGCAGCUUGAGGCGCCCUCCUACCCCACCUCGCGGAGUUCAAGGACGCAGGCGACGCCGGCGCCGGUGGCUCCGGCGUCGACUGCUCCGACCCCGUCCUUUUCGGCGUCGUCAGUGCCGAUGUCUGAGGCCUCACUGGAGGGCCUCCGAACCAGGGCAAUGAAGAUCGAGAGGGAUAUGGCUGCCUUCUGUCUUGAUGAUACAAAGAAAAUCAACAAGUCGCAGAUGGCAGUCAUAACCGGAAAAUUCAGGGAGAUGCAAUCCGUCGUGGGUGACCUCCUUAUCCGCAAUGCGCGCCUCGAGGGGCGUCUUCAGGAGUUGCGUGAAAAGAAUAUAGCUCCGUCGCCAGCUGGCGAGGGGAUGGUGGGCGACCGUUCGAUCGGUAGUACGCCUAGUAAGUCGGAAAAAAAAACAUCAGAAAAGCCGAAUCCGUCAGACGGUCGCAAAGGUGCUGCAACCUACGCGGCAGUCACUCGAGCGGUAAUCACUAAGGUGGCUGCCUCGCCGGUAGCUGCGCCUCGAACAACCACUGCAGCUCCUACGGGGCUGGCGCAUGGAGCUCAACUCCUGAGGAGCGGCCCUCCGGCACAGCAAGCUCCUGCCGGCGGGGAUCUUGAGGGAUUCACCGCUGUCAGGAAGCGCGGACGUGGCGGUCGCCGACGCGGAGGCGGGGCUGUGAGCGCCGGAGUGGACGCUGAUGGUGAUCGGGGGUCUGCUAUUACAGGCCACCCAUCCCAAAAGCCUCCCGCUCCCGCGCGUAUUCCACCCUGUCGUCCGCCUCUCCCAGCCGUGGUCCUGAGGCCCCUGGCUGUCAGCCAGGACUCCGGCACGGUCGACAGCGAAAGGACGAAAAAGACUAUCAUGGAGACCUUGAAUCCCGUCAGGGAGGGUAUCCGUGUGUGCGGGGUUAAAAAGAUGCGGAAUGGCGCCGUGCUGGUGGAGACCACCAGCCCGGCAGACAUUCAAAAAAUCUUGAAUAACCCCACACUCGCGGCAAGGGGCCUGCAGGCCUCUCUUCCCGCUCCCCUGCAUCCGGAGAUUAUGAUUUAUAACAUCUCUGCCGAUUCUAGCGAGGCGGAGAUAGCCCAGGCGAUCCACUCACUGAAUGGGGAGCUGCUCGAGGGCCUGUCCCCGGCGGAGUUUGAACAAAAAUUCAAGCUCCGCUAUAGGGCUGGCCCGAGACGAUCCGACUCGGUGCACUGGGUCGCCUCGGUCUCCCCCUCGCUACAUGAGGCUAUCUGUAGAAGGGGUCACCUCUUUGUGGGGUGGAGGCGCUGCGCCGUCCGCUCCAUUACGCGAAUCACCAGGUGCUAUAAGUGCCAGGCAUACGGCCAUGUUGCCAAGCACUGUCGAGAGACGACAGACACCUGCGGGCACUGUGCGGCGAAAGGGCACAAAAUUACAUCUUGCCCCAAGAGGGAGGCAGGUGCCCCGCCCGCCUGCGCGGCCUGUAGGCGCCAGGGUAAAAAAGGGGACCAUGACAUACUUACAUCCCAUCCGCGUGACAGUGCUUCCUGUGGUGGUCGUUAUAUCCCGCCGACUAGGGGACGCUCCGCCACGGCUAUCACUGUCUAUCAGCUGAAUAUGCAGAAUGCAAAGAACAUCUCGCAUGAGCUGAGUGAUCUUCUCCGGAAAGAGAGCGUCGAUCUUGCACUUUACUCUGAUCCCACCUCAUAUCACCUAGAGCAUCUUGCUCGCGUCCUUCGCCACUUGCGGGGCAGCAAGGUGCUGAUCUGUGCUGAUGUCAAUGCUAAGUCCGUCCUCUGGGGCUCUCCUGUCACUAAUGAGAGGGGUGAACUAGUGGAGGACUUCAUUGGCGAGCACGAUCUCCAUCUGCUGAACCGUGAUGGCGAGGCGACGUUCAGUGGCAUGAGGGGGACCACGAGUAUUGACAUCACGCUGGUCACUGGGAGUUUACUCCCCUUCGUUUCUGGCUGGACGGUCCGCCCGGACGCUGUCACUAGUGAUCACAUGUUGAUCGAGUUCAAGAUCCACAACACCAGACAACGUGGUGUGCGGACGGACAGCCCACGCCCCACCAGGUAUAAUACCAAGAAGGUCAAGAGGGACGUCUUUGUGGCGACCCUCACUGAGGGUCUAGGCCCACUCAUGGGCGUCCCUCUUGACCAGAGGACCGACGUGGAGGAACUUGCACGAGACAUGACGACCGCACUCACAAGAGCAUGUGAUGCGUCCAUGCCUCGAAGAAGAUGGCUCAGCAAGCUGCAUCCGUGGUGGACUGCGGAACUUAGUCAUCUGAAACGCAAGGUAAUGCGUUUCAGGAGACGGUUCCAGGCCGAAAAACGGCCAGCACAGCGCGCUCUCAGUUUGGUGGCUUAUCGCGACCUAACCAAGAGUUACCACAAUCUGAUCAGGAAGACAAGUCGAGAAUCGCAGACUGACUUUGUCAGUCUCGAGGGAAAUCGCGACCCAUGGGGUGUUGUUUAUAAGACGUACAUACGCACCGACAAAAUUAAGACAGAGACAAUUCUCUGCACUGUUAAGGAUGAGUAUGGCUACCCCGUAGACUCCAUUCGUGAGGGCGCUGACCGUUUUAUGAAGGCCUUUAUCCCUGACGAUGAUGGGGAAGUUCACUACCCUGAUGAUGGCGCUGACAUCAUCGGGGAAGUAGCCAACGACGAGCCGCCAUUCACCUUGCGGGAGGCAUGGGAUGUUGUUCGGAUUUUACCGAACAACAAAGCCCCUGGUCCUGACAAUUUCGAGGUCAUCAUUAUAAAGAUGGCCUGGCCAUUGCUAGGACCUCUUUUCCUCUGCGUGGUGAAUGCGUGCUUGAGGCCUGGUGUCUUCUCCAGCAUAUGGAAGGAGGGUGAGCUCAUCAUCAUCCCUAAAAGUCAUUUUCCUCAGAUACCAGAAGCAUAA
Molecule: messenger RNA, 3870 nt
Organism: Belonocnema kinseyi
Lineage: Eukaryota; Metazoa; Arthropoda; Insecta; Hymenoptera; Cynipidae
Exons: 4
Coding region: 1-3870 (1289 amino acids)
Molecular function (GO): zinc ion binding; catalytic activity; nucleic acid binding
Source: RefSeq, a predicted model, not a curated record